UGCAUUAAAACCGGUGAGAACUGAGAGAACCCUGAACAGCGCCCUUCCCUGUAUCAUGUAGGUCAUGAUAGGUUGUGAUAAGUUUAUUGAUUCACAUGACACAAUUCUAACACGAAGGCCAAGCAGUGAUCAUUAUCAGUCUCCUCUGAUCUCUGUCGACACUAAAAACGCUGUCGUACCUGGGGUAAGAGAAAUAGGCCUACCUUCACAUAUCACCAGCACAUAAUGUCUUCCUCGGGCGAUCAGACUUUUAUGUCCACAUCAUUUGCAUCUGACCAAUUACCUGAUGGUCUCAAGUGGUACACGGAACCCAAGACGUGGAGGACCAAAGCCAGAAACAACAAAGGGUUACUUGCGAUCACGGAGCCCAAAACAGACUUCUGGCAAAAGACAUACUAUGAACCCCUGCUUGUGGCUGACAAUGGACAUUUUCUGUACCUUGAUGUCAGUCAAGAGAAGGUUGUUAUGGAAACAGAAUUUGAAAUAAAAUCUAGUGACCAGUUUGACCAGUGUGGUCUCAUGGUUCGUACAGACACUCUCCACUGGAUCAAAUGUGGAAUAGAAUAUGUAGAUGGACAUCCAGGACUUGGCUGUGUGGUGACCAAUGACUUCAGUGAUUGGUCAAAGCAGGACUGGCAGGGCAACAGACUGUGCCUUAGAUUGUACAGGCAAGGAAACUCAUAUGUGGUAGAAAGCAAGCUACCUUCAGAUUCAAACUGGAAUUUUAUACGCAUCGCACAUUUAGACCAUGCUGCCACUGCUACAGUGCAAAUGGGCUUGUACUUCUGUUCUCCAAAAUCUGGAGGAGCAGAAAUGUACUUCCCACACUUCAGUAUGAGACCUACCAAAGGGCACUCGCAUGGUGCAGACUGAUUCAUUUUGUCAACUUUGACUGACUGAAUGAUUUGAUUAUAUCUGUUGGAUGCACACUAUUGAGUCUAUGAGAAUAUAUCUUAAACUUUGAGUGACUUUACACAAAAGUAUGUCAGAGAAAAAAAUUAUCUGGUGUGGAAACAGUUUGCUGGUACAGUAGUUCCUGACCACCACGCUAUCAAGUUUUAAAAAUUCAGAAAAAUACAUACUAUUAGAUAUAAGAUUUAACUAAAUAAACAUAGGAAAACAUGAAAAAAUUACGUAGAUUAUAAGAAUAAAGUAUUUUUUCAAUCAACAGCUAAAUAGUGAAAUAGUUUACCUAGAAUAUUUUGAUGUCUAACAGAGCAUUUUCAUCAGGGAAUGUAAUGCGGCUUCUUAUCAGGGGAUAUAUAUGCUUGAAAUAUUGGAGGUAAAUUAUUACAGUAUUUAACUGUUGAUUGAAGAUAAAAAAGUUAUUUUAUUUCUAUAACAUAACACAGCCGAAGAAAUUCUUUGGCUAUGUAAUUUAUGUUGAUAUGCAAAGUAGGUGUUCAUGGGUGGUUAUUUUAAUACUUCUUAUAAAAGUAAUUUUUGACAACAAUUGUGAUGCAACUCUUAUAGUAAAGAAGUUUGUUUAAUUUUCUACUGUGCUGUUAAUAAAGAAUUAUAUUAUGAAAAAUGUCUGUGGGCUUUUUCCACAGUCCAGAAAUGUGCCAUCAAUUAACCAGUGACAUAGCUGUGAAUACUAGUAUUUUGUGAAAAAUCAAUCUGUGGCUCUGGUAGAGGGUACUAAAAUGAGGCCAUUCAAUAGAUCAGCACCUGUACCAUACUUUGUCGGCACGUGUGGAUGGAGCAAACCAUGAUAUGUAAAAAUGUA
This is a messenger RNA of Lingula anatina, 1729 nucleotides long. RefSeq lists its product as uncharacterized. The record is from RefSeq and is a predicted model, not a curated record. Lineage: Eukaryota; Metazoa; Brachiopoda; Lingulata; Lingulida; Lingulidae.